Papaver somniferum (opium poppy) is the source of this 1120-nucleotide messenger RNA. RefSeq lists its product as uncharacterized. NCBI's taxonomy places the organism in Eukaryota, Viridiplantae, Streptophyta, Magnoliopsida, Ranunculales, Papaveraceae. Bases 429 to 854 code for a protein of 141 amino acids. The record is from RefSeq and is a predicted model, not a curated record. The transcript has 3 exons.
CUCUAUUAAAAAGAAUUCAAACCUCUUCUUUCUCGCGUUAAUUUUGUACAUGAAGAAAUUGUGAUUUAACUUACUUGGCUACAAGUAUUUCUAGGGAGAGUAAAAGAGUGUUAAUAAUAAACAAAACAUUUCUUCACAACUUAGCCGAAUUUCACUCUCACCCAUUCAAAUUCCUCUCUACUCAUCAACAAUGAUACCCCAGAUUUUUCUUUCUCAUGAAUCAUGAUCCUUACUCUUCACUCUUUAAAGUUUUUACUUACACCAAUGAAUCUUUCCUCUUUUUAUUUUUCUUUGCUCUUGUUAAUAAAUUUUGUUUAGAUUUUGUUUAAUUAGCAAUUAAUUUUGGUUUUUCUCAAAUUGAUUGCAAGUAAUUUUAAGUUGCUAAUUAUUAUUACUUGCAAGAGAGGAGAGGAGAGGGGAAAAAAAACAUGCAUCGAUUAGGAGUGAAAAGUAACUUGAGAGAUUCCGGUUCGGAGAUAGCGAAACUAAGGUUUGGAGGUGGUGGUGGUGGUCGUGUGGAGGAAGCACCACCAGCUUGUCCAAAACCUCGCAGGCUGGGUGCUGGUUUGCCAGAUUUUCUAAAACUUCAUAAAUGUACCAAACACAGCCAAGUGAGUACAGAUGGAAGAAGUGAAAUUCUCAAUAUGAUAGCUUCUGCGAACAAGGUUGAGGAAACCAUAGAAUCAGGGUGUACUGGGUGCUCACAGUUGUGUUAUGUUGGAUCACCUCCGAGUAGAUCAGAUAAUCCAUUGGUUCACGACGUCGAGUUCAUUCAUCAGAUGGAACUUCUAUCACCAUUUACACGGUCAAAGUUGUCAGACAGAUUUGGCAUAACGUCCGUUUCUCCGUCUUAGUAUCUUGCUCCUUGUGUAAAAAAAAAAAAAUGGAUACCACGAUAACAUGACUAAACGCCAGCAGUUUCAAUUGAGCCUUUCAUUUUUCUCGUUAAUCCUGUGUAGCAUGUGAAUCUUCGUCGUAGUUAUUAGUAAUAUUGAGAACCGAGUUCCUCACAAAUUUUUUUGGUGCAAUUUUGUAAAUAUUAUGCCCAAAAUGACCCUUUUGUAUAUAUAUACAUUCUGUUGUUUAUGAUAUGUAUUACGGAAUAAUAUGUGUUUUUCUA